CGCGGCGGCGGGGCAGCGGGCGCGAGCCGUAGCCAUGCAAAGCGCCGUGUUCCUGGCGCUGCAGCACGACGGCGGGCGGAUGGAGCGGGGCGGCCGCCGCCGCAGCGAGGCCGAGGAGGCGGAGAAGGGCAGGAUGAAGAGGACGAUCAUUAAAGAUUGGAAAACGCGACUGAGCUACUUCCUGCAGAACUCUUCCAAUUCUUCUAAAAUGAAAUCUAAGAAGGUGGGGAAACACCGCACCUACUUCAGGCCUUCCCCUGAAGAAGCCCAGCUGUGGGCAGAAGCCUUUGAUGAACUUCUUGCUAAUAAAUAUGGUCUUGCUGCUUUCCGAGCUUUUCUGAAGUCUGAGUUCUGUGAAGAGAACAUAGAGUUCUGGCUGGCCUGUGAGGACUUCAAGAAAACCAAGUCACCCCAGAAACUGACAUCAAAAGCAAAAAAAAUCUACAAUGACUUCAUUGAAAAGGAGGCUCCCAAAGAGAUAAACAUAGACUUCCAAACCAAGAACAUGAUUGCGCAGAGUAUUCAAGAAGCCACACAUACCUGCUUCAGUGCAGCACAGAAGAGGGUUUACAGCUUAAUGGAGAAUAACUCGUACCCCCGGUUUUUGGAAUCUGAAUUCUAUCAGGAGCUGUGCAAGAAGACGCCCAUCACCAAAGUGGCCCAGGGGACUUGAGCAAUGGAGAAGAACAAGCAGCAGCCUCUCGGCUAGGGAGGAAGCAAGCCACAGCUCAUGGCAGCAUCCUGACCUGAAUGACUGAGAUACUGAGUGCUCAGUCUGUUUGCCACAGUGCAAGGACAAAUACUGACUUUGGUGCAAAGCUGAUGGCAAGGAGUGAUGCUGUUGGAGGGCAUUCAGAGGUGAUGGCAGAAGCGUGCCAGCCAGCUGCUGGUGAUGCACUUCUCCGCAAGUGCUGCAGCGAAAGGUGACUCCAUGCAUUAGACCAAACAGUACAGUGUAAGGGUCCUUCUGUCACCGCUGAAGUGGCGAUGCAGCAGGUCAGAGCAGAGCUUCCUUGUAAUCAGAAGCUGCUCUGUGCAGCAACUUGAAUAAUUGGUUACCUAUUUAUUUUCCCUAAACAUCAGCCAGUGUUGCUGCUGUCAGUCAACUUGGUGUGUUCACGCAGGUUCUGAGGACUGCCUCUAGCUGUAAAGAGAUGUGUUGGGUUUCUGUGCAACUUCCAAACAGUAACAGCACUGUGCAGCCUGAAGUAAGGAAGGGAUAUGACUGUUCCCAGAGGAACAGGUUCUGCAACUAAAGUAUGCAAGGCUGGGUUGUGGCGGCAGGACUGCACAAGGCCAGACCUAGGGCAAAACUUGGCCAAGGUGAACAGGAGCUAUAUAGUGUUAUAUUUAUAUGUGGGUUAUGAUUGUGUUGAAUGCUGCAAUAAUGUCAUAAUUCUGUCUUGAGGACAGCAA
Molecule: messenger RNA, 1416 nt
Organism: Phalacrocorax carbo (great cormorant)
Lineage: Eukaryota; Metazoa; Chordata; Aves; Suliformes; Phalacrocoracidae
Source: RefSeq, a predicted model, not a curated record